AUUCGGCAUUAGUUUAGUUUAGUCAAACACAGGUCGAAUGAAUCCCUCCUCAACGUUUGCAAACCCCCUCGAAAACCCUAACGCUUUCAGACUCCCACUCACUGAUUUAUUGGCAAAAGGAAAUGCCCGGCGUCUCUUCUGAUUCCGCCCGCGGCGCUUUGGUUCCACUUUCACCCGAGUCCCCGGCCGCGGCGGUGUAUCCUCUCCGCCAUGGUCUCAAGUCUCCAAUCUCUAGACUCUCCAUCUCAUGGUCACGCGGUAACUCCCUCCGCGUCUCGGUUUUCGCCGCUCCUUCUUCCGAUGGCUCCGUCAAUGACGGUGAUGGAGGAAAAGUAGUGGAAGUGAAGCUCGGCGGCGGAGACGGCGAGAUCAGCGAGGCUCAUUGGCGGAGGAUCGCCUACGGUUCGGUCUCUCCUUUUGCUCUACUCCAAAGCAGGAAAAAUGCUGUCUUCAGCUUGUCCAAAUUUUCCAUGAAUUCUUCACCUUACGAUGGUGACUGGUGGGAUUACAUAAUGGAGUACAGCAAGGACAUAAAUGCCCUUCUAGUUAAUCAGAAAUCGGCUUCAGUUCCGGUUCUCGAUGACCCGAAGUCAGUCAUAACUAAAGGAGAGGAACCAACUAGCUUGAAGGCUGCGUGGGAGCUAUUGGAAAUGUUUUAUGCAGAAAAGCCAUCUCAUUCAUGGUUACCCGAACGCCUUGUUGAUUGGUUAGCUGAUUACGAUAGCCUUUUCUCUGGAACACACCCGACUGUCCACUCAAAGCUUGUUGAUUUUCAAAAAGAACUUGUUAACUUGCAGGUUGUGGAGGAUGAUCCCAAAUAUUGGGAAGUUAUGUCAUCCGCACUUGCUGUUGGUUGGCUGAAUAUCGUAGUUAAAAUGUUGCGCUUGCAUGGAUCUUAUCGAUUAGAUCAACUCAGCAAUCGUGAGACAGAGAAUGGUCUUGUAGAGGCAGUUGCCGUUCUUAUUUCAAAAAUGCCACGCAUGCGUUUGGAACAUGAAGCCGGGAAAUUGGGUGAAUGCUAUAAGGCCAAGCCUGAUUUUGUAAAGGCAUGGGAGAAAUGGCGGGGUCAGAUAAAUAAGCUGGAUUCAAGUGCAUUCUGGUUUCAGUGUGCUCACCAGCAGACUCGGGAGGGCUUGAGAAGUAUGUUACAAAUAAUGCUGGGUAAUGCUAAUAGUCUCUGCUCUGCAACAUAUAACUGGAUAGAGCUGUAUAUUUCUCACUUCCUAUACAUGAGGCCAUUAACAGUGGGGUUAGAAAGCAUGUACAGCUUGGCACAGAAAAGCAUUCAAUUGAAACCAAUGGCUUCUGCACAUAGGCUGAUGGGGCUUAUAAUUGGAAUUCUUGGGGAAAAUACUGAGGUUGUAUUAGCAGAAUGCUUGAAAGGAUUUGGUCCUUGGAUGGUUGCGCAUGCCAUAGAGUUGUUGACUGCUGGGAGUGACCAUGCAGAAAUGCUUUUACAUGAAGAGCGUCAAAAUUUGGGGGGAAUAAGCAUAGAGGAGCUUCAUCGACUUGUUUAUGCUCAAGUCCUAUCUUCAUUUCCAUUAACUUGGCAAAUUGCUCCGAUUUAUCUUAUAUCAUGCAUGAAGCACGGGAUGGUUCUGUUACAGAGAUUAUUGUCCAAGCAACCUGUUCAAGAUAAUCAGUUAUUGCUGAAGAGCAUAGAGAUUUGCCGCCUUUAUGAACUCCAUAGUGUAACUUCAAAUAUUAUGAAGAUUGCUGGAGUACACCACUGGAAGCAUGGUCGGAAAGGUUCUGGAGUCUUUUGGCUUCAGCAAGCUCGGGAUGAAUAUCGUCUUAAUAGGAUAGCUCUGCAGUUGUUUGAUUCAGUUGGAAAAACAAUCUCUGAUGAGAGUUUCAAGCAAUGGGAAGGUUUAAUUCAGUUAUUGGGUUCAGAUUCUAAGACUGCUGGUGGACUAGAGUUCCUACACAAAUAUAGAGAUUUCAAGAAAUCUCUUCGGCAGAUUCAUGACGGAAAGGCUACAGAUUCUGCUCGGCAAGCUGUGGAAUCUCUCAUAUCACUUAUGAAAAACCCUUCUACGCCUCAACGCUUUUGGCUGCCGCUUCUUUAUGAUUCUUUGAAGCUGCUUAAUUGGAAGGAACGUCCUUUGUUGAAUGUGUCUCAGACAAAUCUUCUAUUAAAUAAACUACAAGAAUUGUCCAUGGCAAGGCUUCGGCCGGACUUUAUUGAAUCUGAGUUACCACCCCAGGCCUUGAACUCUGUUAGACUAGCUCUUGGCACGAAUCUUGGACGUGCAAUCCUAGAGGAAUGAGCCCCUUAAAGUAUGUAACCUUUGUCCACCUCCAUAAUUGUUAUUUCAGGUUUGAGAUUAUCACAAGCAAACCCAACUUGGCAUAUUUUAGAGAGAAGUCUUUGUAAUUACAUGAUAUGAAACUAAAAGAGUUGGGUUUGAUAGAUAUAAAUUUAAAGUAAAAUUUUAAUUUUGCUAAAAAAGGGAAAAAGAAUGGCUUUGAUA
Messenger RNA from Gossypium raimondii (Peruvian cotton), 2474 nucleotides. Its product is annotated as nuclear pore complex protein NUP85. Gene Ontology annotation, molecular function: structural constituent of nuclear pore. Gene Ontology annotation, biological process: positive regulation of DNA-templated transcription; protein import into nucleus; mRNA export from nucleus. The record is from RefSeq and is a predicted model, not a curated record. Gene Ontology annotation, cellular component: nuclear pore outer ring. The coding region runs from base 123 to 2270 and encodes 715 amino acids. Lineage: Eukaryota; Viridiplantae; Streptophyta; Magnoliopsida; Malvales; Malvaceae. The transcript has 18 exons.